Penicillium subrubescens is the source of this 798-nucleotide messenger RNA. RefSeq names its product syntaxin family protein. The record is from RefSeq and is a predicted model, not a curated record. The transcript has 2 exons. The coding region runs from base 1 to 798 and encodes 265 amino acids. Lineage: Eukaryota; Fungi; Ascomycota; Eurotiomycetes; Eurotiales; Aspergillaceae.
AUGACGAACCCAUCCCAGCUCUUCCUCCUCGCCGAUCAUAUCAAGCUCUCCCUCCUUGAGCGACAGCGCGCCAUUUCCCUUGACCUUGAACCCAAUGCCCAAGAAGGCGAGAUCUCCCGAUCCCUCGAGUCCCUCCAAGCGGGCAUCCAGGCCGUAGAAGCUGAGCAAGCACGGCUGGCCGAGUCCAACGACAGCGCAGGCGCUGCCGCCUUGAAGGACCAGCUUACCCCCUCCACGAUCAAUACCAAGAUCUUUCCUCCCAGUUCUACGGCACAGAUCGCGUCAGACUCCGUGCAUCGAUCCGCAAAAUCGCCCGAUCUCAAACAACCCGUUCCACAACAUCCCCCUUCCAAAUCGGUGCGAUUUAUGGAUAACACGGCCGCUGCCGCGGCCGUCCAGGAAGAAAUUGAUGAAGAGGAGGAUCGCAAUCGCAAGAAUCUCUUCCGGCCGUACCGCGAUGAACCGUCACCGCCUGGCAUCGAUCAAUCCAAUAUGUCCAACGAGCAGAUCUACCUGCACCAUGACCGGGUGAUGCGCGAACAGGAUGAUCAACUUGAUCAGUUAGGAGAGUCUAUUGGACGCCAGCACCAGCUGAGUAUCCAGAUUGGAGAUGAGCUCGAUGGCCACGUUGCGCUGCUGGACGGCAUGGAUGGCGAUGUCGAGCGUCAUCAGAACCGACUCGACGGAGCGAGGCGGCGGCUGGACCAUUUCCGACGCAAAGCGGGCGAUAAUUGGAGUAUGAUGACCAUUAUCGGGUUGAUCAUUCUUCUGGUUAUCUUGAUUGUGAUUUUGAAAUAA